Molecule: messenger RNA, 1220 nt
Organism: Eruca vesicaria subsp. sativa (arugula)
Lineage: Eukaryota; Viridiplantae; Streptophyta; Magnoliopsida; Brassicales; Brassicaceae
Source: the annotation of a GenBank genome assembly
AUGUCUUCGUCUGAGAUAAACAAGAACGAGGUUGACAUUGUCAUCGGAGCUCUCAACGCUGACCUAACACAGUUUCUCAACAGCUGGAGACCCUUUUUCACCGGUUUCCAUCUGAUCAUCGUCAAAGACCCUGAGCUCAAGGAGGACCUCAACAUACCUGAAGGCUUUGAUGUAGACAUCUACUCAAAGCCCGACAUGGAGAAAGUCGUGGGAGCAUCCAAUGCCACCAUGUUCUCUGGCUAUUCCUGCAGAUACUUCGGUUAUCUCGUAUCUAAAAAGAAGUACAUUGUCUCUAUUGAUGAUGACUGUGUCCCUGCUAAAGAUCCCAAGGGGUUACUAGUGGAUGCUGUCUCUCAGCAUGUGAGCAACCUUGAGAAUCCUGCAACGCCUCUCUUCUUCAAUACCCUUUAUGAUCCUUACUGCGAGGGAGCUGAUUUCGUGCGUGGAUACCCUUUCAGUCUUAGAAGUGGUGUUCCUUGUGCUGCUUCAUGUGGACUUUGGCUUAACUUGGCUGAUCUUGAUGCUCCAACGCAAGCUCUCAAGACAGAGCAGAGGAACACUUCGUAUGUUGAUGCGGUUAUGACCGUCCCUCUCAAGGCUAUGUUACCGGUAAGCGGGAUCAACAUUGCUUUUAACCGUGAGUUGGUGGGACCAGCUUUGGUGCCUGCGCUUAGAAUUGCUGGAGAAGGGAAAGUGAGGUGGGAAACGCUUGAAGAUGUUUGGUGCGGGAUGUGUCUGAAACAUAUCUCUGAUCAUUUGGGGUAUGGUGUGAAAACCGGAUUGCCUUAUGUGUGGAGGAACGAGAGAGGAGAUGCGGUUGAGAGUUUGAGGAAGAAAUGGGAAGGAAUGAAGCUGAUGGAGAAGAGUGUUCCGUUUUUUGACUCUUUGAAACUGCCUGAGAGUGCACGUACCGUUGAAGAUUGUGUGGUUGAGCUUGCUAAAGCAGUGAAAGAGCAGUUGGGUUCAGAUGAUCCUGCCUUCACUCAAGCUGCUGAUGCUAUGGUCAAGUGGGUCCAGCUCUGGAAGUCUGUUAACUCCAGCGGCUGAAGCUGAACUCGUGAAUCUAUGUCCUGAGGUUAGGUUCCUUUUAUCACUUUUAAGCUUAUUAAUAUCAUGUCUCAGGGAUUUAUCAUCAUGUUUAUUUCUCUUUUUUUUUAUCUAAUUAUAAGCAUGCUUUUGUGAGACUUUUCAAUAAUGUAAACCUUGACUUAUGAAACCCA